UGGGGGGAAAAUCACUUGUCGCAGAUCCAAUAUCCUAGAAUGUUCCUUUACUUCCAUUGUCAUUAUUUUUCUUUUUGAGGUAAAGAAUGUGUGGUGAAGGGGGGCAUUCCAAAUAAUUCUGUCCUAAAUUCCCUCCCCUAGAACACACCCUCCUCACACAAACACAUGCUCCUAAUUUCCCCUGAAUGCAUAAUAAUCCAGUGCUGGUGGGACACAGACCUGUCAGUGCACUCAGAGGUUGUAUUGGAAACGGGUAAAGAACUCUUGAGGACUCAGAGGGCUGCAGCGCCUGCUGCUGUCCCACACAGCUGGUUCUAUCAUUACUGAGAACCGCGAGGAUCAACAUAGACACCAGAGGGCCAACAUGCUUUUUCUCUUGCUUUUAAAGGACAUUUUUUAUUUUGAGAGGAGCUCACGCGAUAUAAAGUAUGUAUCACUUUUUGUGCCCUACACUUAUUGAGAGGCGUGUGAUGUUUGGGUUUCAAAGCAUUCCCGUUUGAGGUUCACCUAACCCAGGGUUGAUGGUAUGAGAGGAUAACCAAUGCCAGAUGUGUGGGAGAACAAUCUGACUGAUUUAAUUUGAAUGAAUAUCGACCUCUGCAAGCAAAGAGUAUUACUGAAAAAGGCAAGUUCAUGCUAAAUCUCUGAGCAAUAACUGGUUAGCUAAUCCCCAUAGCGGUCUGCAUGUUUAUGGGAGGUCGGAUAGAGACAUAGAGCCAAUUAAAGGCAGCUCAGUUCAGCUUCAAGUUCAGUUCCGAGUUCCAAGCUUUACCAACACAACAGGAGGCUCUUCCAGAAGGACUGGACAUGGCCACAGGGGUGUAUAUCUCAAAGUUCCUGGCCAUAGCCAUAGUGGUGUUGACUGUCUCAUGUAUUGGUGGAAUAAUUACAAUGAUUAUUGUGUAUGAGAAUGAAAGAAUCAAGACACAACCUACAGCACCACCAACACCUAAUUCCACUACUUCGUAUCCAACUGGACCACCACCCAACAUGAGACUCCCUGGAAACCUGAUUCCAGAGAGCUAUGACAUCGUACUACAGCCUCACCUCUACAUCGUGAUGAACAACACUACCAAUCAAUCUCUCGUCUUCACUGGAAACUCCACUGUGUAUUUUAGGUGUGUGGAGAACACCAAAACUAUCGUCCUUCACAGUAAAGAACAGAAUGUGACUGCUGUAAAGGUGACAGAUCUUGACAAGGGAAAGAUCAUCAAAGUUGAUAACACCAUACUGUAUAGUAAUGAAAGCAACUUCUUAGAGAUUGGACUAGACAGUGUUUUAGUCAAAGAUGGGAACUACAGUCUCUUUACUGCAUUUGAGGGGGAACUCCUUGAUGAUCUGGCUGGUUUUUACAUGAGUUCAUACAAAAAAGGGCCAAGCACAGAGGAUGACACUGAAAGGUGGUUUGGGAAUGAAACGAUCAUCGUCGAACUUGAUGAAAAAUUCAUCGCUACUAGCCAAAUGCAACCAACUGACGCCAGGAAAGUAUUUCCUUGUUUCGAUGAGCCAGCCAUGAAGGCUACAUUUAGAGUCUCUCUCAUCCAUAGGCCUGGCACAACAGCACUAGCAAAUGGGAAAAUUAUAGGUACAACCCUUGAGGAUAUCAAUGGAGAGACCUGGGAAGUCACUCGCUUUCAAACGACUAAGAAAAUGUCAACUUACCUCUUAGCUUUCACAGUGUCUGAUUUCGAUUCCAUAGGAUCUACACAUGAAAGAGUUGACAUUAAGACAUAUGCUCGACCGGAGGCCAUAAAAGCUGGACAGGCAAAGUAUGCUGCAAGUAUCACUGGAAAUAUACUGGCGUUCUAUGAGAGUCCUGGAGUAUUCAAAAUGAAUUAUCCUUUGAGCAAGCUAGAUCAAAUUGCUCUACCAGACUUCAGUGCAGGUGCCAUGGAGAAUUGGGGCUUGGUAACAUAUCGUGAGACAGCUCUGCUAUAUGAGGAAGGGGUGUCCUCCACAUCAAACAAAGAGUGGAUUGCCACAGUUAUUGCACAUGAGCUUGCCCAUCAGUGGUUUGGAAACCUGGUGACAAUGAAAUGGUGGAAUGACCUGUGGCUGAAUGAGGGAUUUGCAACAUAUAUAUCCUAUAUGGGAGUGGAUCAUAUUGAGCCAACAUGGAACAUAAAAGAUCUGAUUGUUCUAAAUGACAUCCAGACUGUAUUUCAAGUGGAUUCAUUGGCCUCCUCCCAUCCUCUAAGCUCUAAAGAGGAUGAUGUUCAAACAUCUAGUGACAUCACUCAGCUUUUUGAUUCCAUCACCUACAGCAAGGGGGCAGCUGUGCUGAGAAUGCUGGCAGAUUAUCUGGACGAGAGGGUCUUUCUGAAUGGCCUGAGAAAAUAUCUUCAGGCUUUCCAGUACAGCAAUACUGUACACAAAGACCUGUGGGAGUAUUUACAAGAGGCGGUGGACGAGGACAGCAGCCACAUUAAAGUUGCUGAAGUCAUGGACACUUGGACAAAGCAAAUGGGUUACCCAGUCAUCACCAUCAACACCACCAAUGGGGCAGUUUCUCAACAACAUUUCCUCCAAAAUCAAACAUCUGACUACGAUUUUGAAUGGCAUGUUCCAAUCAGAGUGAUGAAGGAAGGUGAACCAAUAAAAAUAGCUACACUGGAUAAAAAAGGUCAAGUGCUGAUGCCAGAUUUCCUGUCUGAAGAUGGCAAGUGGGUGCUUGCCAACAUAAACUGUAUGGGAUAUUUCAGAGUCAACUAUGAUCCAGUGAAUUGGGAUAGACUGCUCUCUCAGCUGGAAAUUAAUAUUCACGAAAUUCCAAUCAUCAACCGGGGACAGCUUAUUGAUGAUGCAUUCAAAUUGGCAAGGGCCAAACAUAUCAAUGUGACACUGGCUUUGAGAACUACCAAGUACCUCUGGAAUGACACAGAGUACAUACCAUGGGAAUCAGCACUGAGAAACCUGGACUAUUUCAUUCUCAUGUUUGAUCGCUCCGAGGUCUAUGGUCCAAUGCAGGCAUACUUAAGAAAGCAAGUUGGUGGCCUUUAUCAACAUUUUGAAAAUUUCACCAUAUUUUCUACAGUUCCAGAGAAGCAUUCUGCACAGUACAACCAGAUUAAUGCCAUUUCAGUCGCAUGCAGCAAUGACAUUCCAGAGUGCCAAGAAAUGGCAAAAAUGCUCUUUCACAACUGGAUGACAAACAAAACCAGCAAUCGUAUACACCCUAACCUGAAGGCCACCAUCUACUGCCAAGCUAUAGCUGCUGGGGGAGAGAAGGAAUGGGAAUUUGCUUGGGGCAAGUUUGAGAAUGCCACCACAGCCACAGAGAAAGACGAACUAAGAUAUGCCCUCUCAUGCACAAGGAAGAUCUGGCUCCUGAACAGAUACCUUGAGUACACUUUGAACCCUGACAAGAUAAGAAAAAUGGAUGCCGUUUCUACCAUCAGCUACAUAGCCAGGAAUGUGGCAGGACAAGCAAUAGCCUGGAAUUUUGUACGCGCAAACUGGAACUACAUCAGCUUGGAGUACGAAGAAGGGAUCAUGUCACUUGGCAACCUGAUUGAUGGAGUGACGCAGAGAUUUUCCACUGACUUUGAGCUUGAAGAGCUGUGGCAGUUCCUGACCGACCAUGAUGUAGAAGAACUGCAUUUGGCAAUCAGGGCCCUAGAGCAAGCCACUGAGAGAACUGAGGCCAACAUUAAAUGGGUGAAGGAAAACAAGCAGACUGUUUUGGAGUGGUUUAAAAAUGAGUCAAGGCGAGAGCAGCUGAACUGAGCUGAUAGGAUGAGAAACAGAUGGACCAGAGUGCCAUGAUUUUGAACACACCCUGUAUUUGACUUGAGUCUUGGGGUGUAUUAAUUAGUCAGAUUUUCAACGGAAACAUUUUACUGUUUACUCUAAGAAGCAAACGUAAUCAAACGUGGAGGGACCUACCUGAAUUUGUCCUUUAGAAACAGCAAUGGUUUCCGUUGCAUAAUGUUUUGCAACAGAAUCCAACUAAUAAAUACCUCCUUGAUUUCAUUCCAGUUAGAUCUGAAAACAGGUUUUAUACAAUCAACAUGCAAUAUAAUCCUAAAAUAAAUGUAUAUUUCAAUGUUUUUGUCACUUGUAAUUCAAUAAGAGGAGAAAUUCUAAUCAAUUUUAUUUAAACAAGUAACAUUCCACCAUUUCUUGUUUGAGACAAUUUUGUUUACACUGACAGUCACACCCAAAGAAAGCGCUUUCUCAGGUAGACAACUACAAUUAUUUCGUUAAACGACUAUCAAACUACACAAAACUAUAGCAAUAAAAUGUCUAACUGUAUGUAUUUGUAAAAAUAUGUAUUGUGUCCAAGCAUAUUUUUUAUUUACAUUAGUCAUUUAGCAGACACUCUUAUCCAGAGCAACUUACAGUAGUAGUGAGUGCAUACAUUUAUUUAAACAAAUAUAUAUUUUAAAAAAUGUAACUAAUUGAUUGAAGUUAGUUUGGUAGAAGGACUAGAUUGAGAAGGGCUAUUGUGUUUUUGAUCUAUUUUGGAGUAUGCAUGAUUUCAAAUCACCUACAAUAGUUGACUUAUUCUACUGUAGCCUAGAUCUACAGUAAGUGGCUACUUCACACAUUUACACAUGCAGAUAUUCUGAUCAGCAGGCAACCUUUACUACUCUACUAGUCAAAGCUAUAACUCCAUCCUUGCAUGAUCACUCUUACCCAAGUGAUGGUUUACAUUUUGGAUGACACAUAAUUGGAACAACAACACCAUCACAUAAAUUGCCAUUAGCUUUAUUACAAAGUUAUUACAAGGUUAGCUUUAUACAUGUGAUUUGUACCCUUCUACAGACAAUUAUGCAUUUUCAAUAGAGUGAUUAGUAGAGGGGGUAAAGCAUGUAUGAUGAUUACCAAAGAGAGGCUUUACACCCCUAUAUCAAAGGUACUCUGCAAUACCAAUAUUUGUCAGCGUCUUGUAGAGUCUAUAUUACAUGCAGAAUAAAA
Oncorhynchus masou masou (cherry salmon) is the source of this 4920-nucleotide messenger RNA. RefSeq names its product aminopeptidase N-like. Gene Ontology annotation, cellular component: cytoplasm; plasma membrane. Gene Ontology annotation, biological process: proteolysis; peptide catabolic process. Gene Ontology annotation, molecular function: peptide binding; metalloaminopeptidase activity; zinc ion binding. The coding region runs from base 808 to 3726 and encodes 972 amino acids. The transcript is spliced from 21 exons. The record is from RefSeq and is a predicted model, not a curated record. Lineage: Eukaryota; Metazoa; Chordata; Actinopteri; Salmoniformes; Salmonidae.